UUGGUAUUGUUUAUCAUGCCUGAGCCAGCGAAGUCGGCCCCGGCCCCGAAGAAGGGCUCCAAGAAGGCGGUGACCAAGGCGCAGAAGAAGGACGGCAAGAAGCGCAAGCGCAGCCGCAAGGAGAGCUACUCGGUGUACGUGUACAAGGUGCUGAAGCAGGUGCACCCCGACACGGGCAUCUCGUCCAAGGCCAUGGGCAUCAUGAACUCGUUCGUCAACGACAUCUUCGAGCGCAUCGCGGGCGAGGCGUCGCGCCUGGCGCAUUACAACAAGCGCUCGACCAUCACGUCCCGGGAGAUCCAGACGGCCGUGCGCCUGCUGCUGCCCGGGGAGCUGGCCAAGCACGCCGUGUCCGAGGGCACCAAGGCCGUCACCAAGUACACCAGCUCCAAGUAGACUUGCCAAGUAAGCGUCCUGUUACCCAACCCCAAAGGCUCUUUUCAGAGCCACUCACUUUUGCAUAUAAAGAGUUGUAAUAGCAAGGUUCCUCAACUGGCUUUAAAAGCAUGUUUUGUCUUUUUACAGACCUGUUUCCAUAAGAUGUGAGAACAGUUAUAGUAUGAGAUGUUUAUUGGAACUUAUGUUAAUCUUUAG
Puma concolor (puma) is the source of this 594-nucleotide messenger RNA. Its product is annotated as histone H2B type 1-C/E/F/G/I. Lineage: Eukaryota; Metazoa; Chordata; Mammalia; Carnivora; Felidae. Gene Ontology annotation, cellular component: nucleosome. The record is from RefSeq and is a predicted model, not a curated record. Gene Ontology annotation, molecular function: DNA binding; protein heterodimerization activity; structural constituent of chromatin.